Homarus americanus (American lobster) is the source of this 2671-nucleotide messenger RNA. RefSeq names its product dual specificity protein phosphatase 3-like. Gene Ontology annotation, biological process: negative regulation of MAPK cascade; protein dephosphorylation. The transcript has 7 exons. NCBI's taxonomy places the organism in Eukaryota, Metazoa, Arthropoda, Malacostraca, Decapoda, Nephropidae. The record is from RefSeq and is a predicted model, not a curated record. Gene Ontology annotation, molecular function: protein tyrosine/serine/threonine phosphatase activity; MAP kinase phosphatase activity. The coding region runs from base 779 to 1474 and encodes 231 amino acids. Gene Ontology annotation, cellular component: cytoplasm.
UACCUUGAACAACUACAGUUAAUUGGUGUUUUGUGUGUUAAUAAGAGUGUUAGUGAUGGGUGGUAUCCUGCAUGCCUGGAGGGAGAACUGCCAGUGAUCUCUAAUGACCAUCGUUACCAACAACUUGUAUGGACCAAAUUUUAGACGUCCACGCUGCAGGAAUCUUGCUAGAACACAACUGGCUGUCAAACCACUGCAUAGUACACUAAGCGUUAUGAAACAGUUGCACUGGUUGUCUUGGAUCAGAGAGUACGAUAUUGUGCUCUCCCUGCUUGUGAUGAUGCCUCUGAUCUACCCCUGAGGAACCUGCAUUGUAGCCAGUACUGUACUGGAUGAUCACACACACACACACAAAACACAGGUCAUCUACCAUGACCUUUCAUUAGCUCUUAUGAUUCAUUUUUCAUAAAUUCAUCCUUUUUUUUAUUCAUCCUUUAUCUGCCUGCAGGGAUAAAGGUCCUCUCAUCCUUUUCAAGUUAGACAUGUUGUCAUUUUUGCUUGUUACUGUCAUCUAGAUUAAUAAGGCUGUAGUUUGUCCCAAAGCUAAGGUUAACAUUAUAAUUUGUAUCUAUAACUUCAUAAAAAAAAAAAUAUUUCUAUAAGAACAUUACGUAUCAGUCAAUUUCAAGCUCAUUUCAAACCCCUGCUAUAAUUCUUCGGUCAGUAUCACAAAACAAAGUACAAUACAGUACUAGAAAUACUGUCUCUCAUCCAAGUACUUCAAGAGUACAGUCAAGAGGUGGCUGGAAGAUCUGCACACCAUUAAACAACAGUCAAGAUGGGGAUGCAAAUGAAUUUCAACGGAUUGGAAUUUCCAUCAUAUUUUGAAGAUUUGAGAGAAAUAGUGACCACUGUGGAGACUCGUCUACGACCCAUUCCAGAAAUAAGGAUGCAUAUCUCACGCUUUAUGGAUGGUGCGGAUAUGGAUGAGGUCUACCCUCACUUGUAUCUAGGAGACUGUGACGCGGCUAUGAACGAGCAGUACCUUCUCCGCCAUGGCAUUACACACGUAGUUAAUGCUGCUGACAAUUCUAGUGGACCUGCCCCUGUUAAGACUGGCCCCAACUAUUACAAGGAUCCAUCAAUCACAUAUUUAGGACUGGACCUCAUUGACCUUCCAUUUAUUAACAUUUCCACACACUUUGAGAAGGCUACAGACUUUAUCGACAGUGCCCUGAGAUCUGGAGGGACAGUCUUGGUCCAUUGCAGGCAGGGACGAUCUCGAUCAGCAACAAUUGUUGCAGCAUUCCUGAUGAUGUGCCGCAACAUGACAGCUGCUACUGCAUUAACACUGCUCAGAGAAAAUCGAGAGAUUCGGCCAAACAAUGGAUUCCUUCAACAACUGGCUCAGUUGGAUUUAAAUCUCUUCAGGAUAAGAUUGGAGAAACUGAGAAACGAGUCAUCAUCAGAAUCCGAGUCCGAGUCGGAUGAAGAAUCACAGAUUGACUGUGACGACGAUGACAGUGACAGGUAGAAGAGAUGAAACAUGAAGUAAGAGGCAGAAAUGAUGCAUUACAUUAUGGAUAAGGUUAUGCAGGUACUGUACAAUGAGGAAUAUAUAUACAGUAUUAUUUUCAUGGCCACUUAGUGUACAAUAUUAAUAUAUAUUUAUCAGUCAUAAAAGUUUUGGUGUUUCAGGCAUCAAUCAGUAUUCAUCAUCAGAAUUUGGGGAACUUCAUGGAGUGGUAACCUGCCAUGAUACUUACAAGUUAACAAGCUUAUAUUUGUAAUUAUAAUUGAUGUAAAAAGUUAGUUGUUACAAAGUUAUAUGUAAAUCCUACUUAAGCUAUAAGUAAUCUCUCUGUUAACUGGAAUAUUCAAUUCCCAGAACUCUCACUUACCCGGAAAAAAGAGCAUUCUGAGAAAUUCCAGAAAAAAUCUUUCCAUCCCUGGCAUUCGAACAAAUUUCCGAGAGAUUGCAUCAUGCACCGACACUUGAUAUGUUUAAAGCAUUUGCCUCAAGCUUGUAUUGUAGCCUACAUACCCAGUUGUAUUAUUGUUAAGAACAAAUGUUAACUUUUUUUAUGGGACAGUUUGAAGGGUUUGGCAGGUUGCUGAGUUAUCUCCUUUGAUCUUAUAUCCUUAGGAAUGUUUUUAUGCCAAAUUUUAUUACAUUAUUUCUGUAUUUAGUCUUGAAUUGCUUUUUUUGCAUACAAUCUUCCAGAAUAAUAAUUCCCAGUAAAUAAGGUUGUUUUAAACCAUUCAGGUAAAGCAAUAUUAAGGGAUGAAAUGUAAACAAUUUAAACAUGAAGUUAUUGCCACACUACAGUAUGUGUACUACAUUACACCAAUUAGUUCACUAAACAUCAAUUACAGUACAGUAUAGCACUGUACAGUCUACCAGUGACACUAGUUUUUCUUACUAUUUAACUUGAUCCAGUCAUUGACUGCUAUCUGUGGUCAGGGAAGGGGCUUCUGGUCCACUGCUAGUGUAUAGUGCCAUAUUCCUCACUGAUAAGAGGUUUCUUUUAAAAAAAUUUAACUACAGUACAGUGUUUAAUGAUAGAAAUCUCUAUUAUAUAAGUACAGUACUGUAUAUGUUAAUAGAUUGUGUGAUUUCUACUUUAUUCAAGUGAGGAGUGAGAGAGUUUUCUCAUAGCUAUGAGUACAGUACAGGUGCUCCUCUACUUAAGAAUGUUCAACUUACAAACUUUCAGAGAUAAACAUCAUC